Messenger RNA from Elaeis guineensis (African oil palm), 6056 nucleotides. RefSeq lists its product as uncharacterized. Gene Ontology annotation, biological process: regulation of transcription by RNA polymerase II. Lineage: Eukaryota; Viridiplantae; Streptophyta; Magnoliopsida; Arecales; Arecaceae. Gene Ontology annotation, cellular component: NuA4 histone acetyltransferase complex. The record is from RefSeq and is a predicted model, not a curated record.
AAAUGUCUCUAACGUUCUCUCGCAUCACAACCGUCGACGUCAUCCACGAAAUCGAUCUCAACCGUCCGUUUCUUUUUAAGUCGCCGCGAAAAAUCGGGACUCUCAUCAAUGCCAUUCGGCGCCCAUUUGUCAUAAGAGAAAGUAUGGGCCGUCAGAUCAAGAUCGGACGUACAGGUCUGGCGUAGUCUUCGGGGGGAGUUGGUUGUAUUUUCAUUUCCCCUGUUUUCCAUUUUUUCGGUUUCUAAACCCUGGGUCUCUUGAAAUUGAAGAAACCCUAGCUCGUCGUUUUCUAUCUAGGGUUGGGUUGGGGAAUCACCUCGGAGGAAGUCGUAUAAAUCGAAGGAUUUCCUUGCAAGAGAGAUCGGAUUCGAUCGGGGAACCAGUUUCCCCAUAGAGUCUGGAGCCGAUCGGUGGGAGAAUUUGUUCCAGAUAUGCGCUUUUGAUUCAGUGUUCUAUUUCUGUGCGUUUUGGGAUCAUGUGGUUGGAAUGAUGUUGUCAGAUCCGGAAUUAGGGUUUCGAUCGGCGCCUAAUGUAUGAUGGAUGAUAAAAUUUGGGGGUUUUGGUUGCCUUCAUUUGGAUUGAGGGUCUGUUGAUGGAACUCAGCGUCGAGAAACCUGUGGUACCCGAUAUUCCCAAGAAGUCGAGACCUUUUAAUCUCCCCAGCAUUUAUGUGAAGAAACCAACGGGUUCUGAUAGAAAACUAUGGGCUCAGAAGGAGCUUUUGGGGGCGAGAGAGAUUGCUAAAGCUUUGAAGCGGAAAAGGAGUUCCUCAUAUGAUAAUGGUGGUUCUGUUCUAGAGGAAUUAAGGAGUAAAAGGAGUAGAAAGGAGGUCUCUCUGAGCAGUUUAGGACCUGCCAUUAAGAGGCACCGCAACAAUCUGAAAACGUCAAGACCAAAGCAGGAUGGGUCUGUUUUUGCUGUUGGAACGACGGAGAAAGUGGGCACCAUAAGUGGUGUUUCAGGCAGUUUGGAAAUUGCAAAUGGUAAGGUAAGACACGUGGGAAAUGAUCUUACCAUAGCAUCAUCGAAGAAGAAAAAACGCCGAUCUCAGCAAGUUGGGAACUUAGGGAACUCGAGUGGGUUGGUUGAUAGUGUAGUUAUUCCAAAGCGACCGCGAGGCAUCUCAAGGUGGAAAAAAUCCGAAGAUAUUGUCAGCUUGAAGAGUGCUACGAGUAACCUCAAAUGUGGUAACAGCAGUACAGAAGUUUGGAACAAUGAAUCAUCCACCAUUGUAGUUCCUCAGUCUCAGGUGUCAAAUGGUAGGCAGAGGAGGAAACUUAAUGAAUUUAAGGAGUAUGGAUCCAGUAGAAGUAGUUCUGUUCCUCACAUUGAAGGUGGAAGUGGUAGUUCCAUUCAGGUUAGUAGUAGAAGGGACCAAAAUAGGAAGAAACAGCAGCCCACAGUGAUUAAAGAGACUAAUCUUGAGAAUGAAGCACCUUUGAUUGGCAAUGAUGAGCCAUUUUCUGGGGAUUUUCAGGAUGACGAUGAUGAGAACCUGGAACAAAAUGCUGCCAGAAUGCUUUCAUCUCGGUUUGAUCCAAGGUGUACAGGAUUCUCAAGGAAUAGGAUGGUGCCUACAACAGAAUCAGCAACCAGGUCAUCAUUAGUGCAAUCAUUUCAUCAGAAUUUGCAGGAUCCAGUGAUAGAAGCUUCUCCUGUGGAUGCUGCAGGUAGGGUGCUGCGCCCAAGGAAACGCAAUGGUAAAAGUUUUGUCAGGAAGCGUCGUCAUUUCUAUGAGGUCUGCUCUAAGGAUAUGGAUCCCUAUUGCAUCGUCAAGCAGAGAAUUAAAGUAUUUUGGCCUCUGGACAAGAGUUGGUAUUUUGGCCUGGUUAAGGAUUAUGAUCCUAUAACAGAGUUGCACCAUGUCAAAUACGAUGAUCGUGAUGAAGAGUGGAUUAAUCUUCAAAAUGAGAGAUUCAAGCUGUUGCUUUUCCCUAGUGAAGUCAGAAGCAAGUUUAAUUCCGAGAAUUCUUUGGAACGGAAACCGACGAGUAGACAACUUGUGAAACAUGCUAUGGAUGACAGUGGUGUAGGCAGCUUGAUGGAGUCGGAACCCAUUAUCUCAUGGCUGGCUCGGUCAAAUCGCCUACUGAAGUCAACCCCAGCUAAUAUCAUAAAGAAGCAGGGUAGAGCUAAUCCACUAAAGGAUUUUGAGCCAUCCAUUUCGUUGGAGAUGAAAAAACACAUGGCUGUGAGUCCAUCUGAUUUGAGAUCAAAUAAAUUAUUUUCCAAAUCUGAUGUGCCAAAGAGGUCAUCUGAUGAGGGCAUUGCUGAAGCACUGGUGCUGAAGGGCAAAACUGGCUUUGAAGAUAGGAAGUUAUCUUAUGUCUAUUCCAGGAAGCGUUUUCGCUAUAGAAAGGAUCGUUUGGGCAACAAUAUGCUGGAGCAGGACUUUGCUUGUGGUAGUUCCACCCAGUCAAUCAGUAUACUUGCUUCUGUUGCUAACAGGGCAACAGUUAUAGAAGGACCGAAUGUAAUCAGCACAUCAGUAGAAGUGAAACAAGUUGCAUUGAAACUGAUGAUACCAACUCAGUACAUUCAUGAGCUUGCAUUUGGAGCUGAAAGCUUUUGGCUGUGCCGAGCCCAUUUUCUUAUGCAGUGUGGUAAACUGAUGCAUGUGUGGCCAAUGGUUCAUAUGGAAUUAAUUUUUGUUGAUAAUGCUCAAGGAUUAAGGAUUCUCUUGUUUGAGGGGUGUUUAAAGUGGGCAGUAUCUAUACUCUGUGUAAUCAUUAGGACAUUUUAUCAACAUACCGAUCAAAGCAACUUCAUCGAGCUAGAAAUGCCCUGCACUUCAAUUGGGUUCAAGAUUUCAGGCUUGCAUGAUCAAGGAGGGGACCUUCUCAUCAUCUUAUACAGCUUCUUCAAGCUAAAUAAAUCGAAAUGGAAAUGCCUGGAAGAUAAACUCGAACUGCAUUGCAUGAAAGUCAAGGAGCUACCUGUAGCGGAGAUCACAUAUUCAAGCAUCAAGAACCUCCCAAGAAAAAGUGAUCAAAUAGUCUGCACUUCCAAUGUUAAGGAUCCAGCUUCACUUGAGGAUUGCUCAGAAGGAUAUUUCUCAGACCUUCUACAGGGGCUUAUCCCCAAUAAAUUAUUUUAUUUGAAUACAAAACCUACAGUUUGUUAUCUUGAUGAGAAACGUGGUGGUCCUCUCCAAUGCACCUUUUUCUUACCUGCUCUAGCUUCCUUUUUACUGAGCAUUCAUGUCAAAUUUCUGAUUGAGAACAAUGCAGCCUCUGUUUCCUCUCAGAAGGCCACUACAAUUUCUUCACAAGAACAUCCAUGUAAUAAUGACCAAUUGGCAGCUGAUGGCUGCUCUCUCGUUGAGGAACCUUCUGAUCAAGUUUCUGAAGUCACACAUGAGAACCUGGGAACCUCUUUGGCCCAGGCUGCUGCCAGUUCUGGAAGGCGAGAAACAGAUGCUCUCUCUGCUAGCAGUGAUGGUAACUGGAUGAAAUCCUCUCAUGAUCUCCUCGUUACUGAGGUUAAAGUGAUCGAAAAUUUGGUAGGUCAUGGAGAUACGGAGAACAGCAGUUAUGGUGAGACUGUUAAUGUACGUGAAAGGCUACAAUGUCAGAUUGAGUCAUGGAAAGGUGCUGAUAAGUCAUCUUCUUCAUAUCCUGAAGAUUCUUUUUCCCCAGACAAGUCUGAAGGUGGGUGCAAUUCUUCUAUGAAUGCUACCAAUGUCCAAGCUCAACUGCUUGAUGAAGUGGUGGAGGGGCAUUCAUUUGGUAAGAGAACACAAGCUGCUGAGCCUGCAUCUGAUCUGGUCUGGGAAAUGAAUGAGCAUGCAAUAUAUAGUGCAAAUCCAACUGCUCCGAGAAGCAUAUGGCAUCGCAAUCGCCAUUCUUCAGCUUCAUGUGCAUUUGGUCACCAUGAAAAAUUAUGGCCAGAAGAUUUUGUGCAAAAUGGCUCCAAGAAACCUAGAACACAGGUAUCAUAUUCAUUAUCCUCUGGAGGCUGCGAACUUGGUUUAAAACCCCAAAGCAAUCACCGUAAAGCACAUACCUAAAAAAUAAAAAACAAUAAUGUAAAGAGGUCUUCUGGUUGCUUGGGAAAUCCUCAGAGCUAUUGGGAGUCACGGACAUGUGAUGCAAAUGUCCUUGUUACACUUUCAGAUAGAGGGCGGAGAGAAUGUGGAGCGCAGGUUGUACUUGAGUCAGAUGAUCAGCAGAAUUGGAGGAUUUGUGUAAAAUUUUCAGGGAUUACCAAGUAUUUUCAUAAGGUACACCACUUCCUGCAGCCUGGGACAACAAAUCGUUACACUCAUGCUAUGAUGUGGAAAGGAGGAAAGGAUUGGACCUUAGAAUUUGCUGACAGGAACCAGUGGUCUUUUUUCAAACAAAUGCAUGAAGAGUGCUACAAUCGGAACAUUAGGGCUGCCUCUGUUAAACAUAUUCCUAUCCCAGGUGUUCGCUUGAUCGCAGAUGGUGAUGACAACAUUGCUGACAUGCCUUUUGUUCGAAAUCCACCAAAAUAUUUUCGGCAAGAUGGGACAGAGAUUGACAUGGCACUGGAUCCAGCUCAUGUGUUAUAUGACAUGGAUAGUGCUGAUGAGGAGUGGAUAUCAACAACAAGAAAUUCUUGCGAUUCUAAUGGUGGUAAAAUGAUUGAGAUCACGGAAGAUUUGUUUGAAAGGGUCAUGGACAUGUGUGAGAAAUUUGCAUAUGCUCAACAGUGUAAUGAGUUUACAGGUGAUGAAAUAGAGGAAUUCAUGGCUGAUGUUGGUCCGCUAGAUGUUGUUAAAGAGAUUCAUGAGCACUGGUGUCAAAAGAGACAGAAGAAAGGCAUGCCUCUGAUUCGGCAGUUUCAGCCUGCAUUAUGGGAGCUUUACCAACAGCAAUUAAAAGAAUGGGAAUCAGCUAUGAACAAAAUGCACAGCUCAUCUGAUGGGUGUCAAGAUAAGGCAUGUUUGCUCAAGAAACCUCCCAUGUUUGCUUUCUGUUUAAGGCCACGAGGCUUGGAAGUACCUAACAAAGGGUCUAAGCAGAGGUCUCAUAAGAAACUAAUGUUCACAGGCCACCAUAAUGCUUUUGCAAGAGAGCAGGAUGCUUUCCAUGCUCAUGGCAGAAAAUUGAAUGGACCUUUAGUUGGAGAGGAGAGGACCUUAUUUGCUAUCCCGAGUUGUGAAUCUUCAGAUUCUUUUCAUUGGUUUCCAUCUCCAACCAGUUUCUCACCACGGGAUAGUUCAAGAACAGAAUCUCUCCUGACAAAUGAUAGCUUAGAGAGAUUUCCACACCCAAAGCUCAACAAAAGUAAUUCUAAGAAGAUGGUCAUGCUCCCAUCUGCCAGGGAUUCUCAAAUAACACCUUUCUCAUAUAAUCAAAAAUCAAAGAGAAAUGGACUCUACCAAUGGGGUCUUGACAUGCAUGAUUGGCCCAACACAAAGCAGUCACAGGGUGAUGGAUAUCAGAAUCAUCGAGCAGAUAUUGAUGAGUUCAGGUUGCGGGAUGCAUCAGGUGCAGCUCAGCAUGCAUUAAAUAUGGCCAAGCUUAAGAGAGAAAAAGCUGAGCGACUGCUGCACAGGGCUGAUGUUGCACUUCGCAGAGCUUUGGCUGCAGUUAUGACUGCAGAGGCAAUAAAAGCAUCUGAAAAAGAUUUGAUUGGUGAUUGGUGAAAUUGGAAAGAUUCAUGGGGCUUUUUUUGAGCAUAGGAAUAUCACACCUGAUUUUUAACACGUUGUACCAUUUUGCUGGACAGACUCUUCAUGGAGAUUGGCUUAUGUAUCUCCUUCAAGAAAGGACCUUUUAGUCAUAGACGAUGGAUUCCAAGUGAACUUUUGCAUCGGGGCUGUGCCGAGUCGGAUAAAAUGUUUUUGAGCUUUUGGUUCAGCUGCUUCGGCGAACCAUUUUGGCUUUCUGCUGUAGUUAUUGUCAUUAGACGGUGGGGUCUAUCACUCCAUUAAGUAGAUGGUGUAGUUUUUGUUUUUGGUUGCUAAUCUUUUUGUACAGAAAAUUCCCCCUCUUCACUUCUACCUUAUUGUGGAAAAUGUCCUCAAACAAUAGUACAUUUGGCUCAGAAUUAUUAUACACAUGAUGGAAGUUUUCUUUCACUUUUGA